GCCGCGGGAGCGGCAAACUAGGGGAGAGCUCAGUCCCGGAACUGCUAGAACGAACCAUUCGCAUAUGGAGGGACACUCAUGGUACCGGCGCUGGCGCAGCUAUGCCUGACGCUGCCGACGGAAGCUGACUGGUGUCAAUUCAAGUCAUGCAGGCUGUAAGAAACGUGGGGUCGUGGUUCUUGCGGUCCUGGACUUGGCCCCAAACAACCGGGGUCGUGGCCAGGACGCCAGCCCGGACAAUCCACACAGACGCCCAGCAGCUCCAAGACGCUGCGGCCAAGCAGAAAGUUGAAGAGAAGGCGGCGGCUCCCAGCCACACCAGGUUCAGCAUUUACCCUCCCAUUCCAGGAGAGGAGAGCUCUCUGAGGUGGGCGGGAAAGAAAUUUGAGGAGAUCCCAAUCGCACACAUUAAAGCAUCCUACAACAACACACAGAUCCAGGUAGUCUCUGCCAGUAAUGAGCCCCUUGCCCGUGCUUCCUGUGGCACAGAGGGAUUUCGGAAUUCCAAGAAGGGCACAGGCAUCGCAGCACAGACAGCAGGCAUAGCCGCAGCGGCGAAAGCUACACAAAAAGGUGUGACCCAUAUCCGAGUUGUGGUGAAAGGCCUGGGGCCAGGACGCUUGUCUGCCAUCCACGGACUGACCAUGGGGGGCCUGGAAGUGAUCUCAAUCACAGACAACACCCCAAUCCCGCACAACGGCUGCCGCCCCAGGAAGGCUCGGAAGCUGUGAUGGGAAGGAAGCUUGCACUUGGACCUGACCUCAAGCCUCAGCUCCAGUGGGACCUUGUAAAAUGCUCCCUGUCAGAGCUCUCUCCAGCAUAUGCUUGUUAGAGGUCCUUCAAACAGUAAGGGAGAGCUUUGCCUCCUUAUACAGUGGCCUUUGCUUGCAUCUCCAGCUGGAGAUGGGUGUGCCCAGAAGUAAGCUUUGCAUCUCUUACAAGAGGGGAGCUACAGGGGCAGCCAUGGCCUAGACCCAACCUGUGCUCAGAGAAAAUAAAUAUCUGUACCAUCUGUCAUAA
Messenger RNA from Cercocebus atys (sooty mangabey), 1020 nucleotides. It is a transcript of the gene MRPS11, whose product is annotated as mitochondrial ribosomal protein S11. Gene Ontology annotation, molecular function: structural constituent of ribosome; small ribosomal subunit rRNA binding; mRNA 5'-UTR binding. Bases 147 to 731 code for a protein of 194 amino acids. NCBI's taxonomy places the organism in Eukaryota, Metazoa, Chordata, Mammalia, Primates, Cercopithecidae. The transcript has 7 exons. Gene Ontology annotation, cellular component: mitochondrial small ribosomal subunit; ribosome. Gene Ontology annotation, biological process: translation; maturation of SSU-rRNA from tricistronic rRNA transcript (SSU-rRNA, 5.8S rRNA, LSU-rRNA); ribosomal small subunit assembly. The record is from RefSeq and is a predicted model, not a curated record.